Messenger RNA from Arabidopsis arenosa, 1197 nucleotides. Lineage: Eukaryota; Viridiplantae; Streptophyta; Magnoliopsida; Brassicales; Brassicaceae. The record is from the annotation of a GenBank genome assembly.
GGAUUCACCAAAACUUCAGAAGAAGGACACGACAAUGGUGAAUUCAUACGUUCCUCUUCGUUUCACCAUUUUCAUUUCCUUCUCCAUCGCAGCAGCUUCUUCCUUCAAACUCGCCAGUUCCCAAUCUCCGUCGUCGUUGCCAAAAGCCAACGCCGGCGAUCUUCUCUCUGUUCUCGGACCAUCCUCCACCGCGUCUUUCCUCAAUCCCAUCGUCUCACGAGAAAUCAAAUCGUGUCUCAAAUUCCUCGUCCCUUUCAAAUCGGAUAAAUCUAAACCCGAAUUGGGACGAUGUUCGCUUCGUACUGGACUCUGUUCAGGUAAAAUUGACGCCGUUGAGAAGCUGAGUAAGUUUGAAGAGGAGAAUUCUCUAAUCUGGUGGCCACCGGAAUCGGUUCUAGAGCUUGCUCGUCUCGCUGUUGACUCCGGUGGUGAUCCCGGUUCAAUUCAGCGAACUCUCAAUCCCAAAAUGAUCCCGGUUCCUGAUGUUGAACGAUCAAGAAAAGAUAAAUGUCAACUUACAAGAACUACUUAUGGUCGUCAUUUUAUAGCAGAGGAAGUGAACUCAUAUUUCGAGUUCUUGUUUCAUCUAAUUGAAUCUAGGGGACCUAGUGUUGGAUUGGAUGUUUCGUUGAGUCGAUAUGAUUUGUUCCAUGGUCACCUUUUUCUUGCCUCAGAAUCUGGACGCCUUGGAAUAUUGUUUCAUGCUAAAGAGUAUCCAGCCUAUGACAAGAAAGUGUUUCCUUACAACAUGGGUUACUGCCAGAGAGGAUCUGACAUGAGAUACGAUGAUUCAAUGAACUUGAGGAAUAUCCUUUGGCUUGCACCAUUACCCAGCAACUCUUCUCCAGAUUGGCUUGCUCCAGGUGUACUUGUGGUGCUUGAUGCGCAUCCGGAUGGAAUCAUAUACCGAGAUCUCAUCCCUGACUAUGUUAAGUUUGUAAGAACAAUAUACGAAGAUGAUUUGGGAACAACUGCGGUUGAUGUCAAUUACUUGAAUGUCGGAGCUCACGAACCGGACUAUCAGCUUUUCGUGUGCUGAAACCAGUUAGAGAUUCACAAUCCCACAGUUGUCUGAUUGAAACUUUGAUUAAGAUUUAGAUACUGGAGAUGGUUUAGGAUUAGAUUUGACAUAUCACUUGCCUUUUGAUUCACAGAGUUUGUGUUGGUGAUGUAAAUUAAUUAAUUUCCAGAGCAUCA